Messenger RNA from Vanessa tameamea, 2657 nucleotides. RefSeq names its product arrestin domain-containing protein 4 (gene Vdup1). Gene Ontology annotation, biological process: protein transport. Lineage: Eukaryota; Metazoa; Arthropoda; Insecta; Lepidoptera; Nymphalidae. Gene Ontology annotation, cellular component: cytoplasm. The transcript is spliced from 6 exons. The record is from RefSeq and is a predicted model, not a curated record. Bases 239 to 1231 code for a protein of 330 amino acids.
GUGUUUCAAGCAUUACAAAAAAAAACGCGCCUUAAUUUGUCACGUAAAUUACAAUGUCAAAAUAAAAAGUUUCAAAUACAGACAAAACUGUGGUGGAAGUAUUGUAAACUUUUUAAUAAAUAUUUCAUUUAAAACUUUUCAAAACAAAAAUGACUUUUUGAUAAAACAAAACUCUUUUGAAGACUAUCAUUUGAACUAUUUAUUAAGCUUACAGCCGUAUCCUGUACACUUAGUCAAAAUGCCAAGAAAGCUGUUAAAGUUCCUCAUAGUGUUUGAUAACACAUCAUUGCUCUACUUCCCUGGACAGUUCUUAUCUGGUAAAGUGCUAAUGGAGCUUCAAGAUGAUACUCCAGUUCUGGGACUACACUUUCAUGUAAUCGGUGAAGGAGUUGUUAGAGUGGGCUCUGGCCGCCACGAAAGGCUCUUUGACAAAGAAAACUACAUUGAUUUUAGAAUGCGUCUCUUGGGUGAACCAGGUAAUGGGCCAUCUAUACUGUCUCCUGGAAUACACAGUUUUCCAUUUAAAUUGGGCCUGCCCAUGGGACUUCCUUCUACAUUCCUUGGGACACAUGGAUGGGUGCAGUACUAUUGUAAAGCUGCACUAAGAGAACCCAAUGGCCUAACUCAUAAAAACCAACAAGUUUUUAUUGUGAUGAACCCAAUUGAUUUAAAUUUGGAACCUCCAGUUUUAGCGCAAGAGUUCGAGCUGAGCGUGGAGCACAAGCUGGGCGUGGGCUGCGUGGGCGGCGGCUCGGUGAGCUGCCGCGUGUCGCUGGACCGCGGCGCCUACGUGCCGGGCCAGAGCAUCGCGCUGUCGGCGCUCGUGGACAACCGCUCGCGCACCGCCAUCCGCGCCACGCGCGCCGCGCUCACCGAGACCAUCCAGUACGUGUCGCACGGCAAGGUGGCGGCGCGCGAGAGCCGCGAGCUGGCGCGCCUCAGCCGCGGGAAGCUGCGCGCCGGCCACGAGCAGCGCUGGCGCCGCGAGCUGCUCUACGUGCCGCCGCUGCCGCCCACCAACCUGCGCGGCUGCCACCUCAUCUCCGUGCAGUACGACGUCUUCUUCAUAAUCGAGCCGAAGAGUUUGGAGAAGGAGGUGAAGCUCCAGUUGCCUAUCCUGCUGGGCACGUACCCGUUCCGCGACGAACAGGACGAGCCGCGCCCCCCCACGCACUACCCCACCACGCUGCCCGUGUUCCGGCCCUGGCUGGCCGACAAGCAGGCCAACUGAGCUCGUCGCGUUACGAUCGACGACGAUUAAGUAAUUGUAGUAGAGCAGUAAAUAUCUGGGAACUUCUCAGUGUUCGUAAAAUAUUUAAAGUAAGACAAAAAUGUUGAUCUGAAAUAUGUUUGAAGACAUAAAUAUUCUUCUAUAGAAGCCAUAAUGUAUAUUGAUACUAGGGAACUUCAGCCCGAGCAAACCACUGGCUACUGGCAGCUCAGUAACUUUUUUUUUCCUUAACCAUGACAAAUUUGUCUCACUAAAGCAGUCUCUUAAGAGUAUUGAUAUGAGAUUGGCAUUAGCAGUAUUUGACAUAGAUCACGGAUACAACAAAAGAUAGAGAUGCAUUUAUUUUUGCAAUUUGUAUUCAAAAUAAGAAAGUUUUCACUUAAUUAAUACUUUAAGAAAUAUAUUUUUUUUAUGCAUUUUAAGUGCAAAAAUAUUUUAUAUGUUUUAUGUGCAUUUUGUAAUGAUUAUAUAUGAUAUGUGUAUGUUAUGAGAUGGUGCUUUUUGCAAUUAGAAAAUUAUUGUUUUGGACUAUUUUUUACAAUAUAAGCUAAUAUAGUUGUUGGUGUAAUAUUUACUAUACUGGAAUAUUAUAUAACGUGUGCACCUAUAAUAAUAGUUGGUUUAGUUUGCUGUUGCUAUGUUUUUUGUAUGAUCAUAGCCAGACAGUAAAUAAAUGCUCACAAUAAGGUCAAACAAAUAAAACACAUACAUUUUUGAAUAUACUACACACUUGAAAGAGUACUAAUGGUAUUUUCGUGAAGUCAAAAAUGAGCUUUGUUUAAUGUAGUUCCUACGGUCAGUAUCACGCCUGUGUAAUGUUUGCAUCGAAGUAACACGUAGGGCUUAGCCGGACAUUGCAACCGGCGUUCAGCUUUCUUCGUACACAAUAUUACGGAGCGAAUGAGGUAAUACUGAUUAUUAUAAAUCGUUGUUUCGAGUUCAAAAUAUAAAAAAGGUGAAAGAGAAACUGGUGCGCCCUCAUGUGCUACCGAAUACGACUUUUGUAUUUUAGAAUCUGCCAACCCUUAUUUAGAGCAUUUGUGUGUAACAAAUACUCUCGGUGAAUAUUGUCGAGAUACCAAUGUUUCUGAGACAGGCUACGACUUAAAUAUUAGUGUUCCAACUGACAUAUUAAUGACGAUAUUUUGAAAAGCUCAUAUUUAAUAUUUUAUACUUACUAGUGCCAUUAUAUUUUACAUUUACGUUAACAAUUAAAAACCAACCUUUAAAAUGACUAGGUAAUUUUACCCUUUUUAUAAGAAAAAAAUAUUAAUAUUGCAUAUUGCAAGAACAUAACUUAGCAAUGUACAUAACUAACCUGUGAUAUACCGGUCCGUCCAUUUGUUGUAUAAUUAUUACUAUGUAAUAGAAGUAUUUAAGGACAUUAUAAUCGAGGUAUUAUUAUAAUAAAUGUAUUACUCAUUAA